Messenger RNA from Solanum dulcamara, 1814 nucleotides. Its product is annotated as protein FIZZY-RELATED 2. Lineage: Eukaryota; Viridiplantae; Streptophyta; Magnoliopsida; Solanales; Solanaceae. Gene Ontology annotation, molecular function: ubiquitin ligase activator activity; protein binding; anaphase-promoting complex binding. The record is from RefSeq and is a predicted model, not a curated record. Gene Ontology annotation, biological process: anaphase-promoting complex-dependent catabolic process; positive regulation of ubiquitin protein ligase activity; positive regulation of anaphase-promoting complex-dependent catabolic process. Bases 70 to 1527 code for a protein of 485 amino acids. The transcript is spliced from 10 exons. Gene Ontology annotation, cellular component: anaphase-promoting complex.
AAUUUUCUCAUCCUUAUAGAUCUCUUUUUGUUCUUUCUUCCUUGUUCCUUCUUUCUUACUCGAUCUACUAUGGAAAAUUCCAGCUCGUCUUCUUCUGUAAACCCACAAAAUCCCCUUUCUUCAUCCUCUGAUCUAAACCCGAAAACUCCAUCAAGAACCAAUCAGCUAAUUCCGGGUUUUAAUUCUUAUCAUCCUUCACCUUCUAGAACUAUCUACAGUGAUCGUUUCAUUCCGAGUAGAUCUUCUUCUAAUUUUGCUCUUUUUGACCUCCCUUUACCUCCACAAUCAUCUUCAUAUGAAGAUUCCACCAAUGUGUAUACUGCACUGCUUCGUUCAGCUCUGUUUGGACCCGAUUGUGGAUCGGUUGUGCCGCCGGUGACACCAGAUAAGUCGUCGGGUUUAAAUGCAAGAAAUUUACAGAUUUGUAGACCCAAUUGUAAUAUUUUUCGGUAUAAGACGGAGACUCGGCAAUCUUUGCAGUCAUUGUCGCCGUUUGGGUUUGAUGAUCAGCUUCCGGGUUUUAGUCCUAACCCGGUUAAAGCUAACCGGAAAGUUCCAAGAUCGCCUUUCAAGGUGUUGGAUGCACCAGCAUUGCAAGACGAUUUCUACUUGAAUCUUGUGGACUGGUCUUCGCAUAAUGUGUUAGCUGUGGGGCUAGGAAGCUGUGUGUAUCUAUGGCAUGCAUCUAGUAGCAAGGUAGUGAAGUUGUGUGACCUAGGAAUUGAUGAUAGUGUAAGUUCAGUUGGUUGGGCACAACGGGGUACACAUCUUGCUGUUGGAACAAGUAAUGGUAAAGUCCAGUUAUGGGAUUCCUCGCGUUGUAAGAGGAUAAGAACCAUGGAGGGUCAUCGAUUACGAGUUGGCGCACUGGCGUGGAGCUCAUCGAUGCUGUCUUCAGGAAGCCGAGACAAGUGUAUUCUUCAGCGUGAUAUACGUGCUCAAGAAGAUUGUGUCAGUAAGCUGAGUGGUCAUAAAUCAGAGGUUUGUGGGCUCAAAUGGUCUUAUGAUAACCGUGAAUUAGCUUCAGGUGGAAAUGAUAAUAGGCUUUUUGUAUGGAAUAACCACUCAACACAACCUGUGCUGAAAUACUGUGAGCAUACUGCUGCUGUAAAGGCCAUUGCGUGGUCCCCCCAUCUCCAUGGGCUUCUAGCUUCUGGUGGCGGCACAGCUGAUCGAUGCAUUCGAUUCUGGAACACUACCACUAAUACACAUCUCAGUUGCAUGGACACUGGCAGUCAGGUCUGCAAUCUUGUGUGGUCGAAGAAUGUCAAUGAAUUAGUCAGCACGCAUGGUUACUCUCAAAACCAGAUAAUAGUCUGGAGAUAUCCGACAAUGUCUAAGAUAGCUACUCUGACAGGCCAUACAUAUAGAGUCUUAUAUCUUGCUAUAUCUCCAGAUGGACAGACAAUUGUCACUGGAGCAGGAGAUGAAACACUUCGGUUCUGGAAUGUUUUCCCUUCUCCUAAGUCAAAGAACACCGAGACUGAAAUUGGUGCAUCUUCGUUUGGUAGAACUCAGAUCAGGUGACGAAUUGUAAUUAUUUUCCACUUGUAGAAAUUGUUCCAUCAAGAAAUACAGCACAUCACAUUUUUCUGUUUGAUGGAGCGACAAGAAAAGUUGCAAUUUUAUUUGAGUCAAUUAUUCUUUUAUUAUGUCACAAAAUGUACAGUUGGAGAUGUUAUUUAAUUCUCAUUAACAUCUCUUAUUCAUCAUGUAAUAUAUGGGGAAAGUGGAAGAGGUUCCUUUGUUAGGAACAUCUAAUAUAAGGAAAAACCACAGAUCCUUGUAAAUAAAAGUUCACUUUUUUCAUCAGA